Molecule: messenger RNA, 1127 nt
Organism: Prunus avium (sweet cherry)
Lineage: Eukaryota; Viridiplantae; Streptophyta; Magnoliopsida; Rosales; Rosaceae
Source: RefSeq, a predicted model, not a curated record
GAGGGCUGCUGGUUCUCAGCCGAGCAAACUUCGAGAGAUCCUUGAGAGUGAUCAACCCCCUUGCCUCUUAUAGGCCUUUCCCAACCGACUUUGGCAGUGGGCCUUGGCAUAAUUAGACCCUUGGGCCCGUAAUGGUGAGGCCCAGACACAAUAUCGGCCUUGGUCAUAACCGUGCGUCAACAAUAUGAAGAGAAGAUGAGGAAGAGGGAGGAAAGAGAGACGAUCGACAUAAGAAAGGAAGGAAGCAGAGGAGAAAAAAAUAAUAUGGAUAUCAUCAGUAUGCUGCCUGCAGAGUGUAUCUCCCACAUCGUUUCCUGCACAACCCCUCAGGACGCGUGCAGAUCAUCGCUGGUCUCUCAUCUCUUUCGAAUUGCUGCGGAUUCUGAUAUUGUGUGGGAGAGAUUUCUGCCCCAAGGUUAUAAGGAAAUCAUUUCCCGUUCUUUAAACUCCUUGUCCAAGAAGGAUCUCUACUUUCAUCUUUGCAAUCACCCCAUCAUCAUAGGCAAUGGUAACAUGAGCAUGGCACUAGAAAAACAGAGCGGCAAAAAAUGUUAUAUGGUAGGGGCAAGAGAGCUUACAGUUAUAUGGGGAGAUACACCCCCAUAUUGGCAAUGGAUAUCUCUACCAGAGUCUAGGUUUGCCCAAGUGGCUGAGCUCAAUUUUGUAUGGUGGCUUGAGAUCAAGGGGUGCAUAGAGACUAAAAAUUUGUCCCCACGAACAGCCUAUGCAGCUUAUUUUGUCUAUCAGCUCUCAUCAGAACACAAUCCACGGACUGCAACAACUCCUUUUAGGUUCCAUGUUGCUUAUGAACAAAGCACAGCAGAUGAGCGUAGUGUGAUCCUCGAUCCUAUAACUCAUGAAGGUAUAGCUCCUCCGCAAGCUCGAUACAGAGGCGAUGGGUGGAUUGAGAUUGAGAUGGGUGAGUUCAUCACUGAAGAAGAUAAUGCUACUGUGCUGUUUAGUCUAAUGGAAAUUAGUAGUUUCCCUAAGAGAGGCCUCAUUGUGGAAGGCAUUGAGCUUAGGCCCAAACAAUGAAGGAUUGAUUCAUUGUGGAAGGCAUUGAGCUUAACUGAGACUCUGCAUUUUCAUUUAACAUUCAUUCAAAAUAAUCUUCGUUGCUCAUCCAA